Messenger RNA from Capsella rubella, 2289 nucleotides. Its product is annotated as F-box/LRR-repeat protein At3g58940. Gene Ontology annotation, molecular function: protein binding. The transcript is spliced from 5 exons. NCBI's taxonomy places the organism in Eukaryota, Viridiplantae, Streptophyta, Magnoliopsida, Brassicales, Brassicaceae. The record is from RefSeq and is a predicted model, not a curated record. Bases 164 to 2119 code for a protein of 651 amino acids.
GUCUUGAGACUUUUUCCUCCGCCUGUCGCUGAAUAUUUUUUUUGUCUUUUUAAUAUAUGAUUAUAUUCUCUUCUCACCGUCCCAACUCCCACUCUCUCUUCUCACUGGACGCAUUCACGAAAUCCCCAAAAUCUGGAUCUUCGAUUAAGUCUGUAUCGAGAAGAUGGAUCGUGUCAGCAAUCUACCAGACGAGAUUCGAUGUCAUAUCUUGUCCUUCCUUCCCACCAAGCACACUGCUGUGACUUCGGUUCUCUCAAAGAGCUGGCGAAACCUGUGGAAACUUAUCCCUAAUCUUGACAUUGAUGACUCUGAAUUUCUUCAUCCUGAAGAUGGUAAAGGGGAAAGGAAGGAUAUUCGAGAGAGCUUCGUUAGUUUCGUGGACAGUGUACUGGCUACGCAGGGUGAUUCUCCCAUUGAUAAAUUCUCCCUCAAGUGUAUAACUGGUGUUCAUCCAGAUUCUGUGAAUCGUUGGAUAUGUAAUGUGCUGCAGCGUGGUGUUUCGGAUCUUAAUCUUUUCACUGAUUUUACCUACGAGGAUACCGAAGAGGAUGAUUACAGGCUACCUCUAGAGAUGUUUGUCAGUAAGACACUGGUUAAGCUGAAAUUAAGAAGUGAACACUGUGUUAAUUGGUGGUAUUGGGAGAUGGGGGCUUCCUUAUCGAUGCUUAAAAGUCUUUACAUUGACUCGGAGUUGAUUUUUUGUGGUGAGAUGGAGAGCUUUCUUCCUUCUUUCCCUGCGCUUGAGGAAUUACGAAUGGCUAAUAUGGAGUGGAGUGAGUUGGAUGAAACCAUGUCAAGUGCAAGCCUCAAGAAGCUAAGUAUCCACGGCACUGGUUGUGAAGAGUUUGAAAAUCCAAAGACCAUUUCUUUUCAUACUCCAAAUCUGCUUUACUUAAACUACUCUGAUUUAGUCGCAGAGGAUUAUCCAGUAGUUAAUAUGGGAAAGUUAGUUGAAGCUCGAAUCAAUCUUAUUGUGAAAAACGAAGAUCAGAUCAAGCGGGUAAGAGAGCCAGAUUAUGACUUAUUAGAGGAUGAUGAGGGUGAUGUUGUUCUUCAAUUUGUCAAUGUGGUGAAGCUCAUUAAGGGCAUACAAAAUAUUCAGGAACUUUACUUAACUUCUGAUACUCUCGAGCUACUUACUCUAUGCUGUGAAUCAAUGCCGGUGUUCAACAACCUCAAAAUCUUAGGUCUUAAGAGUGACGAGGGUCGUGGUUGGCAAGCAGUGCCAGCUCUUCUGAGAAACUGUCCACAUCUAGAAUGUCUGUUCAUUGAGGGUCUCUUACACUAUGUGACAGAUAAAUGCCGGGAUGCUUGUGACUGCAUUUCUCGGGAAGACAAAGGUCGUUCGCUCAUAUCUUGUCCAGUGAAGAAGUUGCAAGUUAGAGGGUUUCGAGGAACAGUUAGAGAGAAAGAGAUGAUAAGGCAUUUCUUGGAGUACUUCCCGUGUUUGGAUGAGAUGGAGAUAGAUGCCGAAAAUAAUGUUUCUACAAACUUUGAAGUACCUAGAAUUUUAAAAAUUGUUGCGUAUAAGCUCCAUGACGUGGUCUCGACGGAGAUAGUUGGACAUUGGCAGAGUUCUCUACAGUCUGGGGGUUGGUCCGAGACCCAGAUGGAUGAGAUGUAUUUUGAGUUUGCUCCCCGCAAUAAAGAGCGUAUCUACGAUAUGGUCUUCAUGAUGCAUAGAGCUUCUUCCCCGGUACCUCCUCCUCUGCCACAAGAGAUGUCUCAGGAUAACCUUCAAAUGCAACUGGAUGCUGCUAACGCCAAACUUGCGGAUCUUAAGGAGAGGCAACGGGACCAGGACGCUGAGCUUGCGGGUUACGAAGCUAAGUUCGAUAUGAUUGUCGACCAGAACCCAAUGAUAGCAUCAGCGUUGAGGGCUCGACAAGCAACUGAAGCAGACGGGGAAAAGUCGCCGAGUGGUCAGGAAAUGACAGAGAAGAAGCGGGACUAUGAAGCUCUGUUCGAUAUCAUUCUCGAGCAGAACCCAAUGCUAGCAUCAGCAAUACGGGCUCGGCUUGCAACCGACUCAGAGCGAGCUGAGACAUCCAGGGAUCAGGAAAUGACCGCGCAAGACCAAGCUAGGGCAGCAGAUUUUACUCCUCCACAAGGAGAAUAGAUUUUAAAUGUUUUAUAUAUGCUUGAAAUUCUACUAAAUGCUUCCAAUUUGGUUCGGUUUGUGUUUUAUUUAGUUCGAAUUCCGGCUCAAAAUCUUGUAACGAAGCUGCUUGUGUAGAGAUUCUUCCUCCUCUAAACUUUUGAGUAUUGAUAUCUUGGCUUCUCUCUCGA